Molecule: messenger RNA, 953 nt
Organism: Galleria mellonella (greater wax moth)
Lineage: Eukaryota; Metazoa; Arthropoda; Insecta; Lepidoptera; Pyralidae
Exons: 3
Coding region: 94-783 (229 amino acids)
Source: RefSeq, a predicted model, not a curated record
GAGGCUAUCAAAGUAUAGGCACGGACACCUAGUCAUGACAUAAGCUGAGGUGUAUAAAAGCUUGAGUCUGGCAGCUGAACAGCACAGUCCAAGAUGGCGCGGCUUGUUGUGGCCGCGUUGGCCUUUGGCCUAAUUUGCAUUCAUGCAGCACCAGAACAUAACCGCGUCCGGCGAGGAUACGGAGGCGGUGGCCUCAGUGGAGGUGGCGGCGGUGGAGGCGGCGGAGGAUUCGGCGGAGGCGGUGGUGGCGGAUUCGGAGGUGGUGGCGGAUUUGGCGGCGGAGGCGGAAAAGGAGGUGGCCUCGGAGGCGGCUUAGGCGGCGGAAAUGGAGGUGGUGGAGGUCUUGGCGGCGGACAUGGCGGUGGUCUCGGCGGCGGUAAUGGAGGCGGUGGCGGCCUUGGCGGAGGCCUCGGCGGCGGUAACGGAGGCGGUGGCGGCCUCGGCGGCGGACAUGGCGGCGGUCUUGGCGGUGGUCUCGGCGGUGGAAAAGGCGGCGGCGGCGGACUCGGUGGCGGAAGUGGACUCGGUGGCGGAAGUGGUCUUGGUGGCGGACACGGCGGCGGCGGUGGUCUGGGUGGCGGCGGCAGUCUGGGUGGCGGCGGCGGCGGCGGACUCGGUGGUGGCGGCAGUGGCGGACAUGGCGGACAUGGCGGCGGCGGACUGGGUGGUGGCGGACUGGGAGGCGGUGGAUCUGGCGGAUAUGGCGGAUCAAGUGCGAAAGCUAGUGCUAGUGCUAGCGCUAGUGCGAAAUCUGGUGCUGGUGGAUACGGCUACCACGGUUAAAUCUGUUGAAGUGAAUCAUCGCAUAGGAUUGAAUACCAGUGAUACACAGUAGGAAAUUCCAAAAGCUCAGUGUGAUAAUUUAUAGUGAUACGUUUCGCCAUAAUAUUUGUACAUAAAAUAUAUAUAAAUAGUUAUAUAUGUAACAAUAAUAUAGCAUAUUUUGUUUUAAA